GCUGGAUUUUCACUUCAUCUUCCCAUCUUCCAUCUUCCAUCUUCCAUCUUCCAUCUUCCUCUUCUCCUUCGCUUCCUCUAUCCACACAACCUACCCCCAUCUCCCUCCACCCCCCUUAAUUCAGCUCUCAAAUUCGCCUCUCUCACACAAUCCCCUCCUGUUUUCAUUACCUGUUGUCUUCUUCCGUUGUUCGCCUCGUCGCUCCUCUGGCGUUCGAAGUACUGUUCUCUUUCCGCUGAGUUGCGCGACUACGCGCAGAACCUUCAUUCAUCAUGGAUAUGAACCAUUUCAUAGGACAGCGAUUUAACUUGAUAUCGAAGAGUGAUAUUCGCUACGUUGGCACUCUCCAUGAAAUAAACCCAGAGGACUCUACCAUUGCCCUGGAAAAUGUCAUUUCACACGGCACUGAAGGUAGACGUGGCAAUCCUGCAGAGGAAAUUGCACCGUCUACUAGCGUGUACGAAUAUAUUGUCUUCCGUGGAAGUGACGUAAAGGAUAUUAGUGUUGCAGAGGAGCAGAAAGAAAACCAGCAACCCGAACCUCCUCAAGUGCCGAAUGAUCCUGCUAUCCUUGGUAGUGGAACGCGACCAGCACCUGCCCAAGGGCCUCCUCGUGGCCAAUCAAAUCAGUUUCCCCCUCCACCCCCUGGUGCGCGUCAACCACCCCCUGGCUAUCCUCAACAACCUCCGUUCCCCGGAUAUUAUAAUCCGUAUGGGCAGCGGUUUGGCCCUCCCGGUUUUCCUCCUGGUCCUGGUUUUCCUAAUGCUCCUUACGGUGCUCCGCAAGGAUGGUAUCCUCCUCCUGGCCAAGGCUUUCCACAGCCACCUGGUCAAUUCCCACAGCCACAAAUGCCCAUUGGCCCUCCUCAACAGCCCCAGCAAGGACAGCAGCAGCAACGUGCUGGCGGUCCCCAACCUCCCCAGCCGCCAAGUGCACCAAAGCCGACCUCAGAGCUCCCUGUUGGUGACAAGGUGCCUGGCAAACCCGUAACUCCAGCCUCCACCAAACCCCCUCCCCCAACAGAACCAAAGCCCUCCACCCCUAAAUCCACUGCUCCUACCACUCUCCCAACGAUAGCGCAGAAACAAGCUGCAGCAGCUCCAGUAGCCAGUGUAGCGCCCAUUUUGCCAGCUGCAGUUGCAGCUACACCGGCAUCUAGCACCCCUUCCAAAACCCCACUUGUUGGGCCAAAAGUUGGAAGGGUUGUGCCUGCUAUACCUAUUUCAAAACCAGCUGUUCCCAGUAUAACCGCUGCAACUGUUACUGGUACCUCAGGUAGCGCUACUACCCAGUCGCCUGUGCAAAAUACCCGAGCUACGUCCACAGCGAUGCAGGACGCAACCCGGGCGGCUACCGCUGCUGUGGCCGCUGCGAUGGCCAAACUUCCUCAGCCUCCCACCCAGGGCUCACAACCGGGCGAUCCAGCGGUUGAGACAGUAACCAAGAAGGUGAAUGAGAUGAAGCCGUUUGACGGGGAUCGGGCUCCUCGUGGUGCACAUCAAAACACUCGCGGCGGUCGAGGUGGUCAUCGUGGAGGCCAUCACCAUCCCCAGCCUAAGAAAGUUGAAGUUCCCACCACUGAUUACGAUUUCGAGUCAGCAAAUGCCAAAUUUAACAAACAAGACCUCGUGAAGGAAGCAAUUGCUUCUGGCUCUCCACUUGGGGAAUCCGAACAUCACGCAGUGAACGGGGCGAACCCUACUGAAGGUGCAGACAAAAUUAAUGGGACUGGAGCUCACGUAGCCUAUAAUAAAGCGUCUUCAUUUUUUGAUAACAUCUCGAGCGAAAGCCGUGAUCGUGAAGAAGGUGCGCGUGGCAAGACGAGUGGUAGAGAGUGGCGCGGUGAGGAGGAGAAGAAGAAUAUUGAGACGUUUGGCCAAGGAAGUAUCGAUGGUGGCUACCGUGGCGGAUAUCGAGGACGCGGAAGAGGUCGGGGCUAUGGUGGACUUCGUGGUGGUAGAGGCGCCUACACUCGAGGCUACACUGGUGGACGUGGACGAGGAGGGUUCCGUGGGGGGAGAGGUGCAUCGCAGGCCACCGGAGUUCCAACUUCGUCAUAGUCCCUACCGUCUCACUUUCGACAUUGUUCUCCCUCCCGCCAAUGGAUGAUCCCGGUUUCUCAAUGCUUUAUCAAAUCGGUAUUCCCCUCUUGAACAACGUUUGCUACAAUGCUAGGGAGAACAAAUUUUUUCAAUACUUGACGAAUAGCGUUUCUUUCCUAGUGAUGAUUUGAAAUUUUGGAACCUCAGGGUUCUCGCCUUCCUUUUUUCGCCUGUGAUCUCCCCCGCUGACAUUGAGAACUGUAUUAUUCCUUUCCCCCUUUCUUGUGUCCCUUCAUUUUUUAUUUUUUCUUGGUGGUGUACCUUUAAUGUCCUGUUGUCUUUGGGCUCCGUCUUACAUGCGAAAGUUUUUCUGGCGUUGGGCCAUUUCCAACCCAUUUCCCAUUUCCCUGGGUGGGUUUUCUUUUGUUCGUUUGUGCUCUUCAAAAACGGCAUAUUCGCACGUAAAUUGUGGGCUAUGUACUUUGUCCUUUAACUUACUUCUUAUGGCGUGCUAUGGGAGCGGGGAGGUUUUAGCGAUCUGCGAAAUUGACGAAAGUUUUUUUUUUUUUUUUUUUUUUUUUUUGUUGCGAGGGAAGAAGAGGGAAGAAGAGGGAAGGACAUUCUUCUUUAAUUAACUAUUAUCAUGGGAUGUAUUACCUACUUGCUAUUUUAUCUCCAUUUCAUGUGAUCCUUUUUUUCCCUUUUUGCCUCUGAUUCUAGCCACGAACUACCUGUGAUAUUUUUCGAUUCUUGUUCGUGUUUAUUAUUUUAUACUCCCAUUCGCUAGUUUGUUUUUUCUUUCUUUUUUAUCCUCCCCCGUUGCAUUUAUUUGCGUCCUACAAUCAUCCUUUUCGUUUUCCGCAUUUGUCGUGCUUGAUUUUCGUACUCUUUGUUCUCAUCCACCCCCCUUUUCCGCUAUAUGUUUGUUCAUUGAUAUGGGAUGUGUCUAUGCAUUCAGGAGGCCAUGAUACAUUGUGUGGUCUGGUAUAAAUUCUCUCUCCAUCCUUUCUUUCAGAGGAAGUGAAUUGGGGCUGUUUUUCACUCACUACACUAUUUUGUUGUCUUGGUGCAUGUUAAAAAUAUGUAAUUUAUACACAGACACAGUCACGAACACGGACACCACAACACCCCCUCCCCCCAUUGGAAAUUCGAAGAAAAACGAAAAAUGCGGAGUCGAUAAUUCAGAUUAUAUAUGAGCUUAUGAGCCUAAACGAAAUAUAAUAAUCAUAAAAGUGGCCAUUGUAAUAGGGGUGUGCUAUUCGACUUCGACAUGAAAGGAUCUUUGAUUCUUCCUCCUAUGUAUUUUUGUUGUACUUUAAGAGAAAUAUCUAGCUGGGUAUUAAGACCCGCUUUUGAAUGUGUCCUCUACGCUGUAUAGUUAUGCCAAGUUACGGUGUUGCUUGAAGUGUUGUGUGGGAAGCUCUGUUUCACAUGCACGCGAGCAGCCAGGGGUACAAACUCCUGGCAAUCGAACAGAAGAAAUACACCACUCUAUAGCCGCCUUCAGCAAGUCGUUUUUUUCAUAAAUAGAUGAGUACUAGUAUCUUACUCUCUCCUGCUUGAAUGCCAUACGUAUUUAUACACAUACUAUCCAUCUUGGUAGAAAUAGCAAAAGAACGAAGAACAGAGUCACGAUAUUGCAACAUGUGAAGAAGUUUCUUGCCGGAAUGGAUGACUAAGCCGCGGGCCGCAA
Blastomyces gilchristii SLH14081 is the source of this 3735-nucleotide messenger RNA. RefSeq names its product G2/M transition checkpoint protein Sum2. Gene Ontology annotation, cellular component: P-body. Gene Ontology annotation, molecular function: mRNA binding. Bases 273 to 2060 code for a protein of 595 amino acids. Gene Ontology annotation, biological process: cytoplasmic stress granule assembly; P-body assembly. NCBI's taxonomy places the organism in Eukaryota, Fungi, Ascomycota, Eurotiomycetes, Onygenales, Ajellomycetaceae. The transcript has 4 exons. The record is from RefSeq and is a predicted model, not a curated record.